Messenger RNA from Suncus etruscus (white-toothed pygmy shrew), 930 nucleotides. RefSeq names its product GIPC PDZ domain containing family member 2 (gene GIPC2). Bases 1 to 930 code for a protein of 309 amino acids. The record is from RefSeq and is a predicted model, not a curated record. NCBI's taxonomy places the organism in Eukaryota, Metazoa, Chordata, Mammalia, Eulipotyphla, Soricidae. Gene Ontology annotation, molecular function: protein binding. The transcript has 6 exons.
AUGCCCUUCGGGAUGUGGGCGAAGAAUAAAAACACGUCCAAGGAGACCGCCCGGCUGGUGGACAGCGAGGGGAACUCGGGGGGCGCGGGCGGCUGCACCCCGGAGCCCGCGCGCCAGCUGGUGUUCCACGUGCAGCUGGCCCACGGCAGCGUCACGGGUCGAGUGCAGGGGUUCGCCAGCAACCUCGAGCUGUACCAGCAGAUCGCGGGCGUGUUCGGCCUCGGGGUGUCCGAGAUCUUAUACUGUACUAUAAAUACACCUAAAGUGGACAUGGAAAAACUUUUAGGAGCGCAAUUAGGUUUAGAAGACUUCAUAUUUGCCCAUGUGAAAGGGACAAAAAAAGAAGUGAAGAUAUACAAAUCUGAGGACUCACUUGGUCUAACCAUUACGGAUAAUGGUACUGGUGGCGCUUUUAUAAAGAGAAUUAAAGAGGGUAGUCUAAUUGAUGCAGUUAAAACAAUCUGUGUGGGGGAUUACAUUGAAUUCAUAAAUGGAGAAAGUACUGCUGGAUGGCGUCAUUAUGAUGUUGCUAAGAAGUUAAGGCAAUUAAAAAAAGAAGAAAACUUCACCCUGAAGUUAGUAGAGCCUAGGAAGGCAUUUGAAGUAGGGCCAAGGUCAAAGACAUUGAAGGUGUCAGGAGGUGGACGGGGGACUCUUCGCUUGAGAUCUAAAGGUCCGGCCACUGUGGAGGAAAUGCCAUCUGAAGUCACAGCAAAGGCAAUUGGAAAGAUUGAUGAUCUUCUUGAAUUAUACAUGGGAAUUCGAGAUAAUGAAUUAGCUACCACAAUGUUUGAAGCUGGAAAUGGCAAAGGAAAUCCAGAAGAAUUUGCGGUGGAAAUCAACACAAUUCUUGAAGAGUUUGAAUUCCCUGAAGAAUUUGUCUUUGAUGUUUGGGGAGCCAUCAGUGAUGCCAAACAAGGAAGGUUAUGA